CAGUUCGAAGCGCCAGACCGGUAUCGCGUGUCGUGUCCUAGGGUUUUUUUUGGAUCCGUGAAUAUCUUGGUUUAAGGAUUGUUUUCCACGGUUUUGAACCCUACAUGAGGGUGGGUUACAGCGGUAGGGUGGCGAUGGAGGAGUGUGAGAUUGAGUGUGCCAGGAAAAAAUACAAAUAAUAUUCGCGUAUCAGUGAAAAUGUAGUUAAGGCGAGCGCUCUCCGGCAAGAUCCUUCCAUAUAUCCUUCGGUGAGAGGAAAUUCUAGCAGAUGUGAUAAGUGGCAAGUUGCGAAAAAUAUAUUAUUCUAACCGCGGAGAGGAAAUUUCUUUUUGUCGUUGGGGAGCCUGUCGAGGGAAAUUUUGCUUUCUGCUGUCUACGUGCGCGGAAAUUCGCUAACCCCAAGGAUAUACGUUUCCGCUGCUGGAAGUGAAUAAAAAGGAAAAAUAACGAAGCAACGGUUGGUGGUCUUGGAUGCUGUUGUGCACUGCGAAUGUUUUUUUUUAUCACGUACAAAGUUCUCCGAAAAUAGCAAGUGAUUAUAUUUUAUGGCCGUUUCAACCGAACAGACAAGUGAACCGGAAAUAUGAAUAAAUUCGCCGCGACAGUGACAGUGGCCAGUUGUGCAGAUUGGAAGCAACGAAACUGCCCCGCCGGUGUAGAAUUCCGAUGUCGACUACGAUGCUGCAAUUAAGGAAGGUCACAGAGUGAGUUGCCAGUUGGCGUGCAAUACGACAUUCCGAAAAGUGUGUGAUCUUCGUCCUCGUCUCACGGUACCGAUCGACGGUUGGUUUCGAUUUCCAAAAAUAAAAGUGCACACACUUCCGCACACGUGACCGUUUGCGUGGGUGGUUUGUUGGCGAAUCCCGGUGUGAAUUACCUGCAACCGGGAGAGUGUAUUUAUUUAAUUUAUUUAUUUGGAAUAAAAUUUAAUUUAUCAAUUUGCGCAACCAUGACCUCCACGACGAGGUCGAAGAUGAAGCCGGUGGUGAUGUACUUACUGGCGAUUAUGGUCGGAUUCAACGUGUUAACCGUUGCUGACUGCGCCAUGCUGAGCGGACUGGUGGCACCCAUAGAGGUGAUCGAGGAGUGGGGCUGCUAUGAUACCGAAAUCCGGCUCACGUGUGGCAACAUCGAGUCCCGGGUGGCGAUACUGGAAGCCAAAUUCACACCGCACUGCGCCGAGGACCGACCGGAGGAAUGUGUGCACCUUGACGAGAAUAGUGUGACGCACUCCUUUUCCUCGCAGCGGGUGGAUAAGCUCACCCUGGAGGAAAAGGAAGCCGGCCAGCGGUUCCUGCAAACGUUGCGGCGCAAUCACCGCGAACGCGAAAAAUCCCCCGACGAGAAUGCGCCAUCGAUUGGGGCGGUGGUUCACUCGCCCCCCGCCGGUGGCGGAUCUGCUGUGGCAGCACCGCCACCAGCAGCGCCGGUCAGCGCUCGAACGGUAAAGGACAAACGCAGCUCGAUGCGGGCCACAUUGGAACAUUUGAUAGUGCGGUACCUGCGGCGGAUCACCAGCAGCGGUGAGGACGAGGAAGACGAGGAAAACGGUGGCUACGAGAUGUCUUCGGUGCGCUACCGCCGACAGGUCGCAUCGACAGCCGAUGCCAUCGGUACGGCGACCACCGGCGGGUUAGGGUUAGGCGGUGACAACUCUACGGAAGUCGUUGGAAACGAGGGGCCGGAUAGUUCGGUGGAGAUUACAUUGCUUACCAAUGACAGCGAUAGCAGUGGAAAUGGUAGUGCUAUGAUGGGUAGUGAAUCCAGUGAAAUAACGCUGCCGUUCGCGACGUCAGCCGGUGGAACGGGGGGAGAUGUACCGGCAGUGGAAAGUGUCAAUGGGGGGUCAGUGAGCACUCCGGUGUCGAGUAUUUAUGAGAAGAGUUCUAAACUAGUGGAUGGCGAUGGGGAAAGUGCGGUUGGGAAGGUGUCACGCAAGCACAAAGCCAAGAAGAAGGAAUGCUCCAGCGUUCGCAAGCGGAUUGCCCAGUUGGAUCGAUUCGAGCUGGAAAAGUCGAUGCGGAACGAUUCCUUCCGGGAGUACAACAUUCGGAGCGCGCUUAACUACAGAUGUUCCGGCAAGAACCACUGUAGCUUUGUGUUCGCUCAGGAUCACCCGUUUGCCGUGGUGUGGAAGGAAGGCACAGUAAGGGUGAAAUACAUCUGCAUGGACGAUUUCCGCAUCAGCAAGUACUGCGAUGAGCACUUAAUUAUCGGCAACGAGGACCAAUGGGAACGGCGGUCCAACGGCGCACGGGACGUUUCCGGUGCCACAUCGAGCGAGGACGAGCGUAACGAGUUCCCAACGCAACAGCACCAGCAUCACGACGCCGGUGGAGGAGGCACCGCCCCAACGGAUGGUACCACCGGUAGAAGUUAUUACAAUGAUAACACUAACGAUCCGGUUGGCUUCGCCGAGGACCGGCGCCAACAGCGGAACUACUACGACGAUGCCGAUGACUAUGGCGACGGCGACGAUGAAAACUACGACGACGGGGAUGGCGGUGAUGCAGUACGGGCCGGUGAACCGAGGGCGGAAGCUUUGCAGCAGCAGCCGAUGGUUCACCAGAUGCAUUCGUUUCAUAAUUUGAAAAUUCUGAAAACUUUCCCCAGCGAGUCGGCACCGAUUAAUGAGUCGGAACAGCAGCGAAAGCAGGAGGCGGAAGCGGCGUACCGGAAGCGACAGAAGGUUUUCUCACAGGACUUUCGAAUACUCAAAAUCCUCCCCAGCGAUCUGGACGAAAUCGAGGACAUCAAGCAGGUCGGAAACGAGUACUUCUUCAAAAAGGACGUCGAAGUGACAGUCGACGACGCAGAAAAUGAGAUUAUCCCGGAGAUCGUCGAGGAAAAUCAACUUCCGUCCUCGAUAAACGAAUCCAACAACCAGUUCACGGAGACGCUAGACAUUGUAGUUCUUCCUCCGCCAACCAAAGACGCCGACGUGUACGAGAGUGUGCUGGACGGGGUCGUUUCCACUGCAUCCAGUGACACAACCAUCAACCUGGUGGAGCUACUGACUCCCACUAUGACGGCGAAAGUGUUAGGCACCACCAGCCAAUCGCAGGACGUUCUCAGCCGGCAAGUCCAUUCAACAGUAGGUGAAGUUGCGGCAACGGUUGCGAGUACCAGCUUAGGUUCCACUGUAGGAGAUGACACCUUGGAACGAUAUCCGAACGUAGACUUGAACGAAAUCGACGAAGAAGGCGCUCGGGUGAACAGAACCAGCAGCGCGGAGGACGUGUUUAGUUUCAAUAAUAGAACAUUCCGAAAAAUGCAGGAAGAAAUCCUGGAGGGUAUUAAUGAGGGGACGAACGGAGACGGUGGCGGUCCCUACCCAACGAGCUAUGACGAUGACGAUGAAGAUGACUUCGAGGACGAAGAUGACGACAGCGAUGACUUUGACGGAAGGGACCGAAAAGGUCACAAAAAAUAUAUCAGUAUUCAGCGGACGCUUCUGAAGCAUCCCCUGCGCCAGGGCUUCCUGAUGACGCCCGGCUAUCCCAAGUACUACAUCGGCGACAGUGUCUGCCGGUGGACGCUGUACGCCCAGCGGCAUCAAAAAAUUAAGUUAACUAUUCUAGAUUUAGCGCUGCGGUAUGACGAACCGUGUAGAGACUACGUUGAAAUUAGGGAUCUCGAUGCGAAUCAGACCCUGUAUAGCAGUUGUUCGGAGAGUACGCGACCGGUGGUGGUGGUCAGCGUACGGGAAAAAGUAGAGGUUAAUGUUAGAACCACCACAAAAGUGGCCUACCCGAAACGGGGCGUGCUGAUACACUAUUCAGCACUAGGCUGCGAAUUGCCGUCGCCGACUCCGCCGCACAUGACGCUGGUCCGUCGAAGCGAGCACCGAGCCAAGUACGUCUGUGAUCCCCUGUACGUGUUUCCCGACUCAGCUGAGCCCAGUCGGGAACUCGUCUGCACCGCGAAGCACACGUGGAACCGACCGUUGCCGGCCUGUGUAGAAAAACGCGCCACCGAAGGAAGUGGUCUUGUGUCCCAUUACGAGCAGAAGCGUAAAAUAAGUGAUUCUGAAACCAUGUCUGACAAGAAGGCAGACACCGUUUACGACAUCCUGAUUCCGUCGAUGGUAAUCGCUGCCCUAUUUAUUGUUAAUGGCAUCGUAUUCGCGGUCAUUAUGCGCUACAGAAACAAAAGAAAACAACGCCUUGAACUAGACAGUAAGGAAUUAGCAGAACUGUAAAGCCCCUCGUCACUUCCUCAAAUGUAAAAAGAUGCCGGAUAAAAAAUCUGCUGCAUGAGUAAAUACUCCAAACAAUGAUAAUGCAUGUACAGAAAUGAACACAAUGGAAGAGUCAUUAGAAAUGAAGAAUGAAAGCAAACCAUCUCCAUCGUCGUUGUCCUCGUUGUCGCCUGCACCACCAUCUCCCCUGAAUAUCAUCACCCCAUAGAUAUAGCUCUUAUUUUGGUCGGAAGUAAGAGAAAACUUUCGACAUCAUAUCAUCCGUCACGUGGUCUCCCCUCCAAUGGUAACGACCAAGUGCAGAACUACGUUUUUCUCUGUAUCUUCGUUGCAUAUGCAUGCACGUCGACAUCAAUCUUCAUGUUGGCUUGCACCUCGCAAAUAUCUGAACACGUGUGUCACACCCCUAAUGAACCUGCUACCGAACAACGAAGCCAUUCUCGCCGUCGCCGGCACCCCAUCCUUGCCCCAGCAAGGGCAAGGUCGUCAUCAUCUACCGCAGUACCAGUAGAAGAACCAUAUCAUCAAACCAUCUUCAUUAUCACGGCCACUGAAGCAUCGUCGUCAUCUCCUAGAGAUGAGGAACGCCAAUGCGCCAAGGCCGAAGGAAACUCAACAUUAUCAUCGCCACUCGGUAACUACUUGUAAGAGAAGGUAAGUCUAACCCACAGUUCAAUUAUUGGAAUACAGAUUCAAAAUGCGCUCAGUUUACAAGUGAACACAAGCUGGAUAUUUUGUCGCUUUAACGAGAAAAAAAUGGUGAAACAUCAUCGUAGUUCAAUAUAUAGCUUAUUAAAUUGGAAAUUACCAGAUUAGAAGAACAUUUGGGAUUGUAAAUUUGAAGAAUUAAUGACAGCUUUGACAGAUAUGAGAAGUCUUUGAUGAAGUCCGAGCAGUACAACACAAAUUCAUAUAUUACCAUGAAUCAAACGCUGAUUUUAAAUCUUACUCUGGCACUGGCUUUCUGUUAUUCGAUUUCAUCAGAUACUAAUUCUUUGCUCACAGAUGUCUUAAUUCUACAAAUAUUAAAUGUCCAAAAAGAAACUCUACACACUCACACGUAAACGAUAACUAUUUUGCACGUGUAAUAUUAUUAUAUACAAAAAAUCUCUUAUAUCGCAUUUCUAAAGUGAAAAAAUAAUGGUUAUCGUGAAUGAGACCAAAUAUAAAACGAACAAAAUAUUUAUAUUAAGCAAAUCUGCUGACGAAUUUUGAUAUCUUAUUUCCUCGAUAAUUUUUGGUCUCAAAAAUAUUUUCUUAAAUUUUUGCUUUACAUAAGAAACACCGGUCAAAAAAUCAAUCUAAAACCGCCACUUGGAUUGCAUCGAGUAAUGUAAUAUUUUCUGAAAUUUUAUAUACAUUCAAAAUCAAAUAUAAAAAAAAAUCGUAUAAAUCCAGAAGGAAACACAUUUGUUCGAUAGCCGAAUCUGAUGAAUUUUUCAAACUUUCUUCGACAAAUACAGAUUGAAAAAAAAAAUAAACAAACGCAUAUUAGAAAGCAAGCUGUAUCGCGUUUAAGAAAUACACGCAAACAUACACAAAAACAUAACAUAAGCCAAAGAUUAAAUGUUAAACGCGAGCCUAUAAUGCAAAUUCAGCCACCUGCUUUUACGAGAAGAAAAAGGGAUUGAAACGAGUUAAAAUUGAAAGAUAAAAUCAACAUGUGCUUUAAAAGAACAAAGAAAAUUUAAUCGCUAUAAACCAACAAAAAACAAAAUCGCUCUAGUAGAACACUAAGAAUAAAAACUAAACUAUGGAACUGAAGGGAAAAAGUAGGAAUUUGAACCUCCUGUGCGGGAUAUUGGUAGAUGAUGCUUGGCCAAUUGUGAAUUGUGAUCGAUACAGUUACACACACACAUACAGACAAACAAACAAACAACACAAACUGGUGAGAGUGUAGAUGCGCGAUGAACUGAGUUACUCAAAAUUCAAACUAUUUUCCCAAGUUGGGAAAGUCAUGCAAAAUGUGAAAAUCAAACCAAACCUGGAAUAAGUUAUGCAAGGUAAUACAAUUAUUUCGGGCAAUGUAUGAAGUUGUAGCCAGACGAAAUAAAAUUAGAAGAAAGUGUAGUCCGUAAUCUAAAAAAUAUUAUCAUUUUUUGGGUCGGUUCAUUGUUUUCGUGGCUUUCCAUAAAGUGAGAGUCCAACUAUUUUCUGUUUGUUUGAAACUCUGUUAUUUUCUUAAUUUUUUAAGGGAAUAUUUAUUUGCCGAAUUAAACAUUGUACUUCCACACCGAAAAUAAAAGUAAUAAAGUAACAUAAAAAAAUUAAAA
Messenger RNA from Armigeres subalbatus, 6474 nucleotides. RefSeq lists its product as uncharacterized. The record is from RefSeq and is a predicted model, not a curated record. NCBI's taxonomy places the organism in Eukaryota, Metazoa, Arthropoda, Insecta, Diptera, Culicidae. The transcript has 13 exons. The coding region runs from base 950 to 4201 and encodes 1083 amino acids.